AUGACUUACCCCCAAGGCCAGUACCAGCAGUACCCUCCGCAGCAGUCGCAGCAGCAGUACCAGCAAUAUCCCCCACAGCAGUACCCACCACAGCAGUUUGCGGGAUAUCAGCAGCCGGUCCAGUACCAAUACCUGCCUCAGCAACAGUUUGCUGUUCCUCAGCAACAGUACGGUGUUCCCCAGCAGCUCCAGCAACAGCCCCAGCAGCAACAGCAGUACUACCAACUGCUUGAUCCUUCGGCGGCCUACAAGCCCAUCCAGCCGAUCGCACAAGCUCCACAGCCAAAUGUUCCAGUCAUUGGAGCAGGCAAUCAGGCCAACGGAGCUCACCAUGGUGCCCACCACCACAAGCACCACCACAAGAAGAGCCAUGACGGCAGCCAUGCCCAGGCUGGCCAGUUUGACUCUAACGGCGGGGCUCACGGCCCAGCUCUGAAGUCGCAUGCCAACAAGCAGAAGAACAAGAAGCUGAAGUCCAGGGCCACCCCUCCUCCCGUGAUUCCCCACGGAGUUAACUAUAGACCAGCCAGAAUCCAGUCCAUCAACUCCGAACAGGAAGUCAUCUUGAAGCAGGGUUGGGCCUACAUGCUCAAAUACUGGGGAUACGAGGUCGGCAUUGAUGCCGAAGAUUUGCCUUUCAAGGAAUGCUAUGUUUCUUCAAGUUCUACAGAAAACUACCAGUACCAGGGCUCGUUCCACGAAUUGGUCAGAACUAGCACUAGAGGUUCGGUCAAUUCGAGUUCUUCUAACAAAACCUCCGGUACUUCGGGAACUAAGAAGAAAAGGGGUCUAUUUGGCGGAAAGGCUAAGGCUCCAGCAGCUGCCCCAAAACCUCCACCAAACUCAAAGCGUAUGAAGCAAAUCCAAACCAGAUCGUCAUUUGAAGUAUACGAGCCUGUUACAGAACCUUCGCGUUCAUACAUCGAUGUCUACCGUCACUACUUUCAUCCAUCUUUCCACUUUGACAAGGAGGCUGUAUACGAAUCGGAUGACGAUGAAGACUACGGCUACGGCGACAACGAGUCGCAGUUGUCGUUGGAAUCAUUUGUUACGGCUGAAACGUCCCUCACUGACCCAGACGACUUGUCACUAAUCUCUGGUCCCACUUCGGGCAAAGAGUACAGAAGGCAGAAUGGCUUUUACAACGGUAAUGGAACUAAUGGCAAGAAGAAGCACGCACCUGUCAAAGUGGAAGCUCAACCUUCGCUCUUGCCUGUAUUCUCUCAGUACUCGGCCAGAGAUCUUCACACUUCUUUCAUCACCAGUAUCAGACAGGACUUGGUCGAUAACUUCACAUUGAGGUUUGUGAGAGCCAGAAAGUGGGAGACCGAGCCAGCUAUUGGCAUGCUUUGCAAGUCUUUGAACUGGAGAGUCAAUGAGAUGAAGCCUAAUGACUGGUUUUUUGAAUCUGAUGGUCCAUCCUAUAUCAAUGGCACCAAUAAGGGUUUCGUCAAGAAUUUCACUACUGAAAAGUCGUGGAUAAAGGGAUGGGAUUGCAACCACAAUCCAGUUUUUAUGUUCCAGGCAAAGAAGCACUUUGGUGCGGAUUCGCCUUUGAAUGAAACACAGAGGUAUGCUUUGCUUACCAUUGAAUGGGUCAGAUUGUUCUUGAGAGAAGUCAAAGACUCGGUUGAUCAGUGUACCAUUGUGUUUGAUUUGACAGGUUUCACGUUGAAGAACGCUGAUUACGCCACCAUCAAGUUUUUGGCAGAUGUGUUUGAAGCUCAUUACCCAGAGACUUUGGGUUCAAUCUUGGUGCAUAAUGCUCCAUGGAUCUUCUCUACUGUCUGGAACAUCAUCAAGAACUGGUUGGAUCCAGUUGUUGCCUCAAAGAUCCAUUUCACCAAAGACAUUAAGGAGUUGAGCAAGUUCAUUGAUCCCAGAUUCAUUCCUGACUACUUGGGCGGUGAAGACGACAGUACUGGUUACUAUCCUGUUCCCACAGAAGCUCAUUGCAAACCUCCUAAAGAGAAGGAUGAACAUUACCACAAGUUAUUAAAGGAAAGAGACUCGUUGGUGCUCAGAUUCUUUGAAACCACAAAGAAGUGGAUCGAGUCGACCAAUCCAAGUGUUUCUGAUCGUUACUUGCAAGACAAAAUCAGCUUGAAUAUCGAAUUAUCAAACAAUUACAUCGAAUUGGACCCUUACGUCAGAAACCUAGGUAUCUACGACAGACUUGGCAACUUGACCAUCGACAACUAG
Messenger RNA from Scheffersomyces stipitis CBS 6054, 2202 nucleotides. RefSeq lists its product as uncharacterized. NCBI's taxonomy places the organism in Eukaryota, Fungi, Ascomycota, Pichiomycetes, Serinales, Debaryomycetaceae. The record is from RefSeq and is a predicted model, not a curated record. The transcript has a single exon. The coding region runs from base 1 to 2202 and encodes 733 amino acids.